Mizuhopecten yessoensis (Yesso scallop) is the source of this 3520-nucleotide messenger RNA. RefSeq names its product major facilitator superfamily domain-containing protein 1-like. Gene Ontology annotation, molecular function: transmembrane transporter activity. Bases 282 to 1775 code for a protein of 497 amino acids. The record is from RefSeq and is a predicted model, not a curated record. Gene Ontology annotation, biological process: transmembrane transport. The transcript has 15 exons. Lineage: Eukaryota; Metazoa; Mollusca; Bivalvia; Pectinida; Pectinidae.
UAUGGAAAGAUAAACAAAUCGGCCAUGAGAGGGCACAGUUUGUCCACAUGAGGAUGCCAACACUCUGCAGGAAGAUAUAUCAAUCUAGCUUAACAAAGGGGAGAUCACUCUCAGAAUAACAUAUGGCGAUAACGAAUAUCAUCUAGACAACAUAAGUACGCACAAUAUUGACAAACCACAGGCUGACCUUAAAUACAUAACAGCACAAGGUCGUGCGCUAGAUAUCAAAUUUCUGUCUUUUCCUGGAUAUUCAGUUCAUAUGUGGCCAGUCUUUUAAAACCAUGGAUGUUACAGAGUGGAAGACACGAUAUGUGUUGCUUGUCUUUGCCUGCUUCCUUCCUUUUGGUUGUUACUUCAAUAUUGAUGUCCCGGGUGCAUUGCAGAAGGACUUACAGGGGGUUCACACCAAAAACUGUACAAACCUUACGACCAACACGACCAACACGACGUGCUGUAGUGAUUGUCUGGGACUGGGACCAGACCGUUACAACCAGCUGUACGCGGCCUACUCCUGGAUGAAUGCCGUUAAUGCCUUACCUGGAGGAUAUUUCAUCGACAGAAUUGGAAACAGAGGUUCGGCAAUCCUGACGACAAUGGUCGCAUCUGUAGGAUCGGUUUUAUUUGCUGUAUCUGUCACUGACUCGAUUAGGGGUACAUCUGUUAUGUUCCCACUCAUGUUUUGUGGCCGUCUACUCCUUGGAGCAGGAACUGGCCCAGCUCUCAUUGUACAGAAUAGAAUGCUAGCUUCCUGGUUUCCAGACAACAUACUGUUAGUCUUUAGCUUGAUGGUUGUAGUUCUACGACUCGGUAAUGUUUCAAAUUUUUUCCUCACUGCCAACAUCGCCAACUGGAUCGGCCUGUCAACAACACUCUGGAUAGCUGCAGCUAUAUGCUGUAUAAGUAUAGUGUGUGCAGUAGUAGUGUCAUUAUUGGAUUACUAUGGACAGUCUCGGGUGAAAGUCGAAAUGAAAGUAGCCCAGAGAUCCAACUUUGUAACGCUCAGGGAAAUCCGAUUACUUCCUAAAACAUUCUGGCUUUACUCUGUCGUGAUUAUGUCUUUCUACGCCUGUUAUCUCCCUUUAAUUGGAAACGGUAGUAAAUACAUACAAGAUCGGUACGGAUAUUCCAAAACGACGGCGUCCUAUUACAACGGAGCUGUGUAUGACGUAUCUGUCCUCAUAUCGCCAGUAAUGGGGGUAAUUUUGAGGAGGCUUAACAUCACUGGAAUCGUGAUGUCGUGUUGUGCUGUGCUGACUGUUCCAGUGUUCCCUCUGUUUUCCUUUUGUCCCGAGAUACAUCCACUUAUUUUGACCAUAUAUCUGGGAACCACGUACACCGUGUUUGCUAUAUGUCUUUGGCCGUCGGUAUCCGUUCUCGUGUCGCCGGAGGUGUUUGGCACUGCUCAGGGGAUCACGAUCUGUAUGCAGGGAUUGGCGGUAGGACUGACCAACCUUGGGAUAGGGAAGAUCCUCGGGGUCACAGAAAGUCUAGACAAGACUGAACGACUAGCUAACUACCGCCUGAUGUUCUGGGUCCUGCUAGGUCUGUGUGUCAUAUCGGCAGUGUGCAGUAUUCUUGUCAAUAUACUGGAUAUGAAGCAGGAAAACUUGCUGAAUCCGGGACUAUCACGCCUCGUAAAGAAAGAACUUUAUCCUGGUAUAAAUGAACGGACUUCACUUAUCCAACACUCGGUCUCGGACUCGAUGAACGUAGCUAGUACUGACUCAAAUACCCAUAUUUCUAUCAAAUCUCACAGUUACGAGUCACCACCCUGACCGAUUGACAAUGUAGUUUUAUUAAGCGUCUUAACAUUGAUAUCAUGGCUAUAUAUCACGUGUCCCCGGCCCAUGCCCAUGGAGUUACAGACCAUACAUAUGACGUUAGAGCGCCAUUUUAUAAGCAUGAUGUACAUAUUUGUGUUACUAGAGAUAUAUUCAGUUGUAAUCUGUCAGUAUAAAAUACAUGUUUCAUUUAAAAAAAAAACGACAUUCUGGUGCAAAAUGACCAAACAUGUGUAAGAAAUAGACACAGAUACAUCCUCGAUACCCCAGGGGUUACGCUAACUUACGCUCUCUGCACCCCUGAAAUACGCCAUAGCGAAAUUGAAGAUUCAGUUUAUGCCACCUUGUUGAUGAGACGAGAAGACUUGUUCGAUCCUUUCACGUAAAUCAAAAUAAUCUCGCGGUCGCGUAACAGUAAAAUAUGACUGGUUUUGAAGUCGAGUGUCUCUCCUCUGUAAUUGUCAAAGGAUAGGUGUCACCCUAGAUUUUGGUCAGUUUUUUUAACCGAGACCAAUCAAACAGCUAUCUUUGUGCAAUCAAUUUUGCUAUGGCGUAUGUCAGGGGUGCAGAGAGCGUAAGUUAGCGUAACCCCUGGAGUAUCCAGGAUGACAAAAAUGAAAGUGUUUACUGUAAGCAUAUGCAACAUUUGUAAUACAAAAUGACGCUGUCAUAUUCAAAUAUACAUAGGGCCUCUGUAAUAGAAUUGUUAUCAUUUCAGCAUGCCUCACGUAAGCAUUAGUUGAAUAACACUAUGCUCAUAUACUGGUCAAUAGACACUGCAACGUAUGCGAAUAUGAUGCGAAGAUUACAUAACUCUACAGGGUAGAUUUAGUGUGAGGGCCUUUCCAUACAUAUUGCUCAUCCAAUUGUAUAAUAUCAGUUAGGAGUAUAUAAGCAUUUCUUAGGUUAGAGAAAAAAUCUUCAAUGGACACAUUUAUGAAACCAGGAACAGUUACACAAAUAUCUACUUUAUUCGACUUUUUUCAUUAAACAUGUCAAAGUCGACAGACCAGACAAAUAUGUCGACUAACAUUCUUUUAACAAAUUCAUUCAUAAUAUGUUUAUGUUCCUAUCGAUAUUAUAGGUAUAGCCGAGACAGAAAGGAAAAUAAAAGAAUAAGAAACAAUAAAUGCAUCGAGUAUGUUGUCAAUUAGGUUAAAAUAGCGGCGAAAAACGUUUUGAAAUAAAUUGUAGAAUAUAAGACUCUUCUAAGCUCAGAGGUGAAGGAUAGGAUAAUUCUGCUCAAAGAGGUUUUUUAAAAUUGCAGCACCACUGGACACGAAAGAGUAUUUGUCUCUCCUUGCAAUCACCAAAAUUAUCUCAGAUACCCUCAACAGGUGCUGCAGUUUCUGCAUUUAAGUUCCCGAUUUCGCAACGUCAACCUUUGUAACGUCACGCACGUGAAAUGGGGAUGUAAGAUAGAAAUUUCUUAAAAUCUUUCUUAUCCUGAAAAGUUAUGUGACUUAACCAAGGCGAACGAAUUGACAUGUAUUGUUCUGUUACACAAUUCACCUCAUUCUUGUAAUCACUUUUCAACUUCAUCCAGAAAAACAUAACUUCUUACUCGAUCGAUGGAGAGAGCAGUAUAAAGUGAUAUCAACAAGGCUUUUUUUUCACAGAAAGCUAACAAAAACAUAAUUUUAAGGAACGGUGGUCAAAAGAGGAUUGAGCAAAAACAGAAACCGAACAUGUUUCUAAAAAAAUCUUCGGUUUGGUAAGUAUGGAUUAUGAAGAUUCAU